Molecule: messenger RNA, 3918 nt
Organism: Phragmites australis (common reed)
Lineage: Eukaryota; Viridiplantae; Streptophyta; Magnoliopsida; Poales; Poaceae
Exons: 23
Coding region: 16-2940 (974 amino acids)
Cellular component (GO): nucleus
Source: RefSeq, a predicted model, not a curated record
GGAUCGCGCUGCGAAAUGCUGUCUCAUGUGCAUUCCAAAUGGUGUGGCUUUGUUAGUAGGAGGUUACCCCGUGGGCUUUCCACCCGGGGAAAAGGCCGGGAUCCCGUCGCGGAUCGGGCCUCCAAACCAGUCCUUACCCUCGUUGCGCCGCCCGUGGCGCGCGCCACGCAAAACCCCUCCGACCGCCGCCGCCGCCGCCGCCAUCCACCACGCCAACCCCUCCCGCCCUCCAAGCGCCCGGUCGCGAAACCCUGCUCCCACGCCAGCGCCAUGGGGCGACCGAAGGGCGGCGUGGCCUCCUCCUCCUCCUCGAAGAAGCCGAAGCCGAAGCCGAAGCAGCGCGGCGGCGUCGACUUCAAGAAGUACAAGCACAAGGUCGGGCGCAAGCUGCCGCCGCCGAAGAAUGCUACCAACACGGAGAUCAAGUCCAAAGCGAUCGUGCUGCCGGAGCAGAGCAUGGCCUCGGAGAGGGCGGGGAUGGCAGUGAACAAGCGCGGGCUCACGCUGCGGGAGCUCCUGCAGCAGACGGCGCACUACAACGCCAAUGUGCGGCGAGCUGCAUUGAAUGGAAUAAAGGACAUUGUUGUCAAGCAUCCAACAGAGCUUAAACUGCACAAGGUGGCUAUAAUUGAGAAGCUGCAGGAAAGGAUAUGCGACACUGACAAGGUGGUCCAUGAAUCGUUAUACAAUAUACUGCAGUCUCUGAUCUUCCCAUCUUUGAAAGAGGAUAAUGCUAUAUCUACGCGGAGUACACUGUUUCUACUGAUGGCCAAUAUUCUGAAUGGAAUGACCCAUCUAUCUAUGGGCAUCCAGUUAAUGGCUUUCAGGUUUUUGGAGCUUGUGGUUCUUAAUUUCCCAUCAUCCUUUCCUAACUAUGCUGAACAGGCCUUCAAUAAUUUUGUUGCUGUACUGAGCAACGACAGAAUCAACAUACAUGAUAGGAAUAAACUUAACAGUGUCCUUAGUGGGCUUGGGCACUGCCUUUCCUUGGUUGCUAAAGCAACAGAAAAUGAUGAUACAUCAAAUCGACAGGUUCAUAACCUCUCUGCGAGGGAACUUUGGAAAUCUAACACUGAUGAAGAUAACUCAAGAGGCAGAGCAUUUGCGACGUCCAGUUUAUUAGGGAAGCUUCAGAACCUUGUCCAAAUCCUUGUUAAUUCUAUAGAGGUUUCAGCUUCAGAGCUCUGUGCAAAGUCAGCUAUUGAUGCUCAAUCAAGUGAAGCAUUGUUAUCAGCCCUUCAUUGUCUGGAUCUAAUAUGUAGGAUAUUUAUUCAUGUGGUGAAGAAAUCUCAGUCGAAUUUUUCGAUAUCCAAAACUCAGUUCGGGCCUGACUGGUUGAGAAGUUCCUUGUUGGUACAUCUAAAGAAUUUAUGGGGUGUGAAGCGUUUGUUUCAUGAAAAGGGAGAUGACAAAUUUUUCAUUUUCAACCUGAAGAUUGCUGAAAUCUUUUUGUGCUUGAGUGCAUGGAUAGAUAGCACAAUGUUUCCAGCUGAAGAAUUUUGUCAGUUUGUAUCGUCGCUACUCGCAAAGGCAAAAACAAUUCGCAAUAAGGAUCUCAUGGAAAUGUAUUUGAGCCCACUUAUAACUUGCAUACCAGGUCUUAUAUCCAAUGCCCCAGAUGACUCAAAAGGAUAUUUGUUGGAGGCAUUUACAGAUGCAUUUAGAGAUUGCAAGGUGGAUUGGAAACUAAUCUUGCCAUAUUUGGAUGCAGUGGGAGAAAUGCUGCUUCCUGAGAAAACAGGCAUAUGGUUUUCUGAAAAUGAUUCGGCCAUGUUGGGCUAUCGUAGCGCUUGGAUACAUGAGCUACCUGGAAUUUUACUACAAGCAAUUGAUAAAGCCCCCUCGGUUACAAAGGUUGUUUUGGAGCUUCUUCUAAGAAUUGGACAGUACUUCCCCACAAUGGACUGUGGAAACCUGCGCUCCUUCAUAAAGUUAUUUGGUGCCAAAUCAUCAUCUGGAACGAUGGAGCUUGGUCCUUUUGUUAACCUUCCUCGCGAUUGCCAAGAACUUGCCAUUUCAUGCCUUUAUUACUUCCCCAGUCUGCUCCCUGACAUAAUCGGGCCACUGGCCUCAUGUUGCUUAAGUGAUGUGCUGGAACCCUUCAUAUUGUUCAGGGUUGUUGAGGUCCUACAGUCAAUAUACAAGGCUGGGAAUUUACAGAUAACAGAGCAACUCAGUUUCUUGUUGCUGCUAAUGGCAAGAUUCGAAGUUCAUCCUGAGGAUUCCAGUAAGGUCUCAAAUUGGGAUACUUUCAAGUCGCUGAAUCACCUACUUUUAAAUUCCCUGUCUGAAAUGGGUGAUGGCUCACUGGUUCUUGAAUUGAUGUGGAAUAAUUUAUCUAACGCAAUUGCACAAAAACCAUCAAUGCAUAAUAUAAAUGGCUUGUUUAGAAUUAUUGUCACACUUGAUGCAGGAACUACUAAACUCAUGAAUGAAGAUGUUAUAAAGCUUAUAGCUGGAUACUUGGUCGAUGCUUCUUUGGAUUUGUCUAAAACCAUUGAAUUUGGUUUUCAACCUGAUAAGACAAGAUUAUUUCAGUACUUUAUCAAGCCUUGCAUCAUCAUGUUUGACAAGAAUGACAAGGUUCUUUGCAGCACAUUGGAGAUGCUUAAGUCUUUUGUAACAGGAGAUUAUAAUCUGUUUUCAUCUCUCUCCAAUUUAAAUUACCCAAGGGAGCUCUCAUGUCGAGUUGGUGUUGUCACAACCAUACUGAUCUUCUUAUGCAAUGACCGGAAACUCCAUAGAAAUCUUUCUUCUAGCAAAUCGGUUAUUAAAGGCAUCCUGGAAUAUAUAAGGCAUCAGUUGGAUUCUAGAGUACCUGAUGUAACAUAUCAAGAAAAACAGAAGUUAAAAUCUGCUUUUGAGCAACUCAAGACCAAAGCAUUGCGGUUGAAUUGCUGGACUAGAAGUGAACUGGAGGGGCUUUCAAGCACCACAUAAUGUCAUGCAAUGACGUAUGAUUGUUUCUCGCACAUAAUUGAAGGAGAUGGAAAGAGUUCCCUGGGAGAGGGUUGGGGUGGAGGUGUAAUGCCAUUUUCCAACUUGCGUCACACUUCCAGAGUUCCAGUAUAUAUCUGUGCGGCGUAGCUGUUACCAACAGGUUGCAAAGGUGGGAAUACUGUGGCUAGGGAAGAUAUUAUGGAUGCAAUCAUGCAAUUGAGAGGGAGAAAUAUGGGGUCAAUGGUAGACAAGAAAAUGAUGAUUCUGGAAGGCAAGGCCUCACUAAAUUAUUUCCAUGGCUACCUAAACCUGGAAAUAAAUCAUCAGGCCCUGAUGAUUUCCGAGGACUGAUGGGUUAUCAUACCUUAAGCUAACUCGAGCCUUUUCAAGGCGUUGCACUGGUCCCUUCCCUCACCAAGAUAUUACAUCUUAAUUCUAACCGAGAAAGAAUAUAAACUGCAACUAAAAUGGUACGGAAUCUUUCCAAGUACCUGGAAAACUGUUGUCCAUAGUUGUAUAGCAGCAAAUGCAUCUCCACAGUAUCUGCGAAGGAUGUUGCACUCAGUGACUUUAGGUACUUUCAGAAGAAAGCUGUUACAAAUUACAAGAGGAAAGCUUGUGAAAUACAGAGUUCCGAGAUUAUUCCUGCCAUAGAUCAGUCUUGUGAUCCAUAAUUUUUACAGAAACAUCACUCUGGUUUUGUCACAUAGUCUGCAUUGUUAAUAGAAUAAGAUAGUUUCAAGCUAGUGCCGCUCCUGCUGCUGUACACAAAUCAGCCAUUCAUCGUAUUCUUACUAACUAGAAGUCUGGAAGUUCUGCUGGGGUUGGAUCUGCAACGAUAUGCAAGUUCACACAAGUGCACCACUGGAGUUGGAUCUGCAACGAUUUGCAAGAAAUACUCAGCUCAGCAUCAUAUUUCACAGUUCACAUUGUGUGACAAUUUUUUCAUGUUAACUUGAACUACUGGUAUUCUGUAUA